This is a messenger RNA of Ceratitis capitata (Mediterranean fruit fly), 10984 nucleotides long. RefSeq lists its product as uncharacterized. Lineage: Eukaryota; Metazoa; Arthropoda; Insecta; Diptera; Tephritidae. Gene Ontology annotation, molecular function: guanyl-nucleotide exchange factor activity; protein binding. Gene Ontology annotation, cellular component: plasma membrane; nucleus. The coding region runs from base 2111 to 9595 and encodes 2494 amino acids. The transcript is spliced from 15 exons. Gene Ontology annotation, biological process: signal transduction. The record is from RefSeq and is a predicted model, not a curated record.
UUUAAUUAUUGAUAGAAAAAAUAACAAAGCGAAAUAAAUAAAGCUGCAAGCUUUCACUCAUGUAAACAAAACAUCGGCUGCCGGCAAAAUUGACAUGUUUUCACAUACGAAUGCCACUUGUCGGUCGCUCCGUAUGCUUUUGGCACAUGAGUUGCGCGCUCUCUCUCCCUCUCCCUCUCCAAGCUUUCGCACACACUCCGGUCAUGCGCACGGCACGGCGCCUAGAUACAUGCCCUCAAAAGUGAAAAAUUUCUGGGCGAAAUUUUCCAAGCACGAGCUGGCACGAGCUCAGUUUGUCUUUUCGACUGGUGGCGUUUAAACGAUAGCUUCGGAUAGCAGAACGGCAGCAAGAAGUGAAAAAAUCAACGCUCCAAAAAGAUGUACUCCAUAACCUAGACCCAGUGCAGUGACAGCAAAAAUUUUUUGCAAAGAGUAUAUAGUGAAGAAGCAAAAAAAAAAAAAGAUUUUUUUUUCGUUUGUGCAAUUCCUAAACUGUUUAUGAAAGACAAAUUGAUGUUCCUUUUUUGAAAUAUUUUGAAAUCUCCUAUUCAAAUUUCAAGCAAACCCACUCUCCACAAAAAAAAAAAAAUGAAGAAAUGAGUGAAAGUAUGUGACUAAAUUAUGUAAUUCAUUAACGCGCAACGGUAUUAAAACGAAAGUGAGCCGAGUGGAGCUACAUACGACUUAGAGUGGCUCCUCAAAGCAAAUCACAGUACAUGUGACCGUCCGUACUGCGCUAAGGCGUGUUUGUGUGCACACAUGUAUGUAUGUAUGUGCAGAAAAUAAAUUUAAUAUAAUAAAUGUAAAAUUCGCUAUUCUCCAACCAGGCUGUCUGACUGUAUGCAUGCACACGCAAAUGAAAAGAAAUGACACAACUCAAAUGAACUCGCUGCUGGGAAAAGGAAAAAUCAAUAAACUCACAAAUAACGGUACUUGAAAUAGAAGUAUAUUCAAAUAUCAUCACAUUUUCGUAUCCUACUUUUUCGAGUCGAGUCGAGUCUACAUGUCUACAUGGCAUUGCCUAUGUGUGUAUGUAUGCGUGUGUAUGUAUGUAUGUAUGUAUGUAUUUAUCCAAGGAUGUAAUAUGCCUAUGUCUAUGUAAAUGUGCGUGCGUGCUGAAGUCAGUUUCCCGUAUACAUAUUGGUGGGAUAACAGGAAGUAAGCAGAAAACUGUGAAAUGAAGUUGCCGACCGCAUGGGCAAGGCGAAGUACAGAGAACAAAGUACGAACCAGCUGACCGAACCGUGUUAACGAGCAAAACGAGCGUAAAGAGCGCACGAAGUAUUGGGAAGUCACAGCUGUAGAGUUCGCCUUGACAGGAAUGGUCUAACUCCGUUGGAGAAAUUAUAAAAAAUGAAAUUCUAGUGUAACGGUACAGCUAGAUGAGCUCGCGUGAUAGUACAUACGUAUGUACAUAUGUAUAUAUGCAUAUAUUUGCAAAUUAAAAAAAAAAAGAAGUUAAAUAAGAAAAUAAACUUAAAAUCUUGCCUAAACGCGCCUGGCGUACUAAUGAGUGUUAUAUAUAUAUGUAAAUACUUAUGUGUGUUUGUGUGCAUGUAUAUAUUACUACAGACUUUUGCAAACAGUCGGGCACGCAUUCACAUGUCGCUUUCUAUUUAUUAUAACAAUUUAAGUGAAUUUUUUCAGCCUUAUUUUCUAUGUAAAUAUGUGCGCGUACGUGACUGCGUGUAAAGAAAGCUUCGUCUCUUCGCGUAGAUAAGCCUCUAAUAGUGAAAAGGAUAUUCUAAAAUAUAUGUAUACAUGUACAUACAUACAUAUUAUUUUGUACAAGCGAAAGUGGGACUUAACAGUGUUAUUUAUUUCGUACUACUUAUGUAUGUAUGUAUGUACGUACAUAUAUACAAUAUAAAUAUAUGUAUGUACUUUUGAAAAUAUAUAGCCAGCGCGCCGAUAAACGCUUACUCCGUGCUAUAAAAUAUGUUAAAUAAAAAACAUGUUUCGUGAUUUACAAACGCGUAGCAAUUUAUAAGCGAACAAAAAGAAAAAAGAAAGCAGCUCGAGAUUUCAUUUUGCAGCCCGAAAAGGAAACAUAGAUUGACUGGUGCCAGCAUCUAGCAGUAAAUGUAUACGCAGCGAGUUCCUAGGAUGUAUGUCCUUUCCACUACAAACAUUGCUAAAGCAACCCGUUAACGGUUUCUACAAGCUACAGUCACAGGCAUGUCUACUUAAGCCACAGCCGCCCAUCUUAUUGCCAUCUACGUGCGUAGCCGCAGUACAAACGCAGCAAAGCUCGGCUCCAACAGCACAUAAUAGCAAUCAGAAGACCGUUACACACUAUCAAAUACAUACAAAACCCCAACCGCUACAACCACCGGCAUUAGCUGCAGCACCCGCACCCAACCCACAGCCAAUUGUGCCCGAGUCGGGACGUUUCGUUAGCGCCGCCACCGCCACAAACGCAGCCACCGCAGCCACAAUGACAUCAACACUGACACGCCAGAAAAGCGAUGAGGACGUCAUGAGCAUCGACAGCAUGGCACAGGCGACAGCUGGCAACAAUAUCGAACAUCCGAUGACAUUGAGCCGGAAGGCUUUGCAUCAGCGUGACGCCGAUGAGAAUCUAUUUUUGCGUUUCCUCGAACUGGAUCCACCCACGGAGGCGAGUGCGCCCACAACUGCCGCUAAUGCUACGCCAUCGAGUGGCCGUCGCCUCUCAAGCAGCAGUAAGGCCAUCGGACGCACACCAUUCACAAUGACAAAGAAACUGACGCGUACUGCUGAACGUGGUUUUGGCUUUUCCAUUGUUUGGACACAUCCGCCACGUGUUGAAAAAAUCGAGCCGGGCUUGUCGGCCGAUCGUGCGGGCAUACAACCGGGUGAUUAUGUGAUUUUCGUCGACAAACAGAAUGUGGUGACAAUGCCCGAAGCGGAUGUGCUCAAUUUAAUACGUUCACAAGGCUCCACCCUCACGCUGGAGGUGUUUAGACGUACGGGACCGGCAGCUGGUGGCGGUGGCGGUGGCGGUGGUGUUAGUGGCGGCCUUGCACUGGCUUCAAUGCCAUCAAUGCCGCCAGCGCUUAGCGUGGGCAGUCGUGGUCAUCCCACUGCGCCGGUCAUGAAUGGCAAAGCUUCGUCCAGCACGCGUCUUGCUAGCGCCGUAAGCGAUGAACAACAAUCAGUUACGGGGGGUCCCGCCUCAACGACACAGCGUCGCAUUGCGGUGGCAAGCGCAUUACCAAGCGCUGCAGUCGGUACAAACGCCGGUAGCACAAUGACAGUCGCAGUCACAAGUGCUGUAACAAAUGCACGUCCGUCCACAGCCUGCUCAGGCGGUACUACCUCGUCCAUUGAGGCGGCGAAACGGCGUUUACAUCUGCCGCAGGUCACAUUCAGCAAGGAGUCCAUCGGCCCCAUCACCGACAACCGCCGUCGCUUGCUGCUGCAGCUGAUUAGUCGUGAGCAGAAUUUCAUCUCUGCGCUGCACUUCGGCAUGCAGCGCUUCGUACAACCGUUGCUGGAACGUAAAGAUCUCAUCUCGCCAAAUGAUCAUCGUACGCUCUUUCAGAAUAUCGACGAACUUUUGCGCAUUUCCGAAGAUAUUUUGGAGCAGCUGUGCAAUGAUGAUCAAGAGCCACAAAUGAAUUUCGCCUCACGUGUUUAUCUCUCGAAGACCACGGCGAUUUGUGCGGCCUACAAGAAGUACUGCAAUGGCAUUAAGCGUGCCGAUUGUGUGCUGGUGAACAAGUCGCGUCAGAUGGGCUCUGAUUUUGUGGCCUUCAUAACCGAACCGCAAGUGCCGCGCAAGCGUCCAGAUCUCACGAUGUUUAUACACCGACCGCUACAACAUUUUCGCGAAAUCCUCAAGCUCAUGCAAUUGCUCGCUUCGAACUGUCACGUUGAUACGGAGGAACAUAAGAAUUUUACUACUGUCAUCGCAGAGCUGCAGGCUGCCUAUCGUGAGAUUACCGUUAGUAGUGGCUUAAUGGAACCAUUGGGCGAGGGCCGACCUUUGCUCACGUUGCAAGAUCUUGAGUCCCGCAUGGUCUUCACCAAGUGUAAGCCAUUCACGCUGGCCGUACAGGGCCGCCAAUGGAUUUUCGGUGGCGAUCUGUCACGCGUGGAAGGUCGCUCUGUGAAACCCUACUGGACCUUGCUCUUUAGUGAUAUCAUCGUGUUUGCAAAGGUCAGUCGCGACCGUGUACUCUUCAUAACGGAGGAGCCCAUACCGAUUGCGAAUAUUGUGGACUCGUGUUUUCACAUGCGUAAAAAGACUACGGAGUUCCGUCUUACAGUUGACCCGAAUGGCCGCCUGGCUGAGAGCCCAACUGGUUAUUGUGCACCCGAUCUAACACGCACACCCAAGAAGAGCGCGCGCCGGAAAAGUCUGCUGCUGCGUGCGCCCUCGCUGGAGCUAAAGGCUGUCUGGCAGAAUCUCUUGCAGCGUCAAAUUUUCCUCGUGAAUGCCGCGCUCGGCUCAACGCCGCUCUCCAGUCCACUGGAUUCUCCCGAUGUGCUCAAUACUUUAGUGCCACUUAGUGAUAUUGGUAUAGCCUCCGCAUCCAUUGGCUCCAUCAAACAUUCGUCCAUGGACAGCAUCAAUGCGAAGAACAGCCAGCAACAGAAGCGCCAUUCGAAUGCAUCGGAUCAAAUCGAAAUGCUCAUCGAUGAAAAGUGUCGCAUACUGAACAAGACCGGCACAUCCAAGUCCAAUGCGCUACAUCUCGCUAACUGGAUGAAAGGACAGCUAGAUAAACAGCAAGAACAGGCAAGAUUGGCUGCCCAGCGUUCGCGUCAGAGCAUCACACACGAGGAAGAACAUCUGCUCUACCCCGAGCAUGAACAGGAUGAACGCAUCACCUUCUGGACACGUCAGCAAUUGGAGAAGCGCACGAAAGAGCUCAAUUUGACUAAGGAGAAUGGCAAUUUGAAGGCGCGCCCGAAUUUUGGUGGCAAACGAUUGAGUGGCGUUGAGGAGCUGAGCAUGAGUGAUGCCUACUCUGAGAAUGUGAGUCAGCUUAGUCAAUCGCAUAGCACCACAUCGGAUAGUCAGAUCACUGUACGCUCUAGCCCCAUUGUGCUCGAUAAGCUAGCAGUCUGUCGUCAUUGCCAUAAGAACUGCCAACAAGCGGCCUUGGGUCUACAACAGUCAAUGUCACCACCCGCCAUGUCCACUAUACAAAACCAACCAGCCGGUGGUGACGCCGAGCCAAGUGCUGGUGGCGGCAGUGGCAGUGCGCUGGUGUGCACUUCACUGAAGGUGCAACACAGUCAGUCGUCACCUAAUCGCUGCUGCAGACUCAAUGGAAAUGCAAGUCAGGCCGGCAGCACCACGAGCAUAUCAUCAAGUACCAUAACGGGCGAACAGCCCAGCGAACACUCAUCCAAGGUAGUGGCUAGCAGUAGUAAACGUGAGACCGGUGACACAGAGAGCGAUGUAGCUCAAUUAAUAACCGAUGAUCUUUCGCAAUCAGAGGCCACGGACGACAGUAUUGGCGGCGGCAUACUCAGCAGCAGCAGUGGCGUCGCCGGUGUUGACGAAAUGCAGCGACGCCUCACCGACAGCUUCAAUAAACUACGAAUUUUAGAUGAACGUUGCGAGGCGAGGGGCUUGGACGCGAAGCCUGUACCGCCCCAGCCCACGGCGCGGCAACAGGAACAGAAGCAAGUGCAGGAGACAAGUUUACUGAAUGGUUACUGUUUAACGAACUCCACAAAUAGUGUAUUGCAGAGGAUUAGCGAGGGAAAGCCACAACCACAGCCUAGAACAUACCGUGUAACAUUACAAACUGCGUCUGAGGAGACCACAAAGGAGGCGGCAAACAAGAAAGUGAAAACGACGGUCACCAUCACUGAAACAGCGCAAAUCAUACGUGCACAGGACCAAAAUGAACGCAAAUCGGAACAACCGACCGAACGCGUGCACGUUGAGUUGCAACCUACGAAAAGUCCAAAGUCGCCGCACACGCCGAAAUCGCCAAAAUCGCCCAGAACUCCCAGCACACCCGCAUCAGUCGCUCGCUACAUACCGUGCAACUGUCAAUGUACGCCAGCCGACUUUGAAAAUACCACGCUCAGUCCAGACGAGUUGGAGCAGCAGACCUGCAAGCUGCUGGAGUCGCCCAAGCAGUCACCAGUAAUGCCACGUCAAUUGCCGCUACAACAAACCGCGCCAACCGCUAAAGAAAAAGGGACGCACAGAAAUUGUAAAUGCGUUUGUGGCCGCCAGCCAUUGGAGGGCGCAGUGGAUGAGCUCACAUCGUUCAUUUUCGCUGGCUUGUCCGCGAAGCAAUUGCACAUGAAGACAACAACACCUACAGCGCCGCUGCCAACACCAACCACUGGGUACCAGCCUUCAACGGACGCCACCAUACGCGAUACCGAUCUAGUGCCGACUAUUUCAGUCGUGCCACCGACACCCGAGGCGACACUCACCAUGACCACGACGAAUGUGUGGGACAAUAGUGGCACAAAUAUAACCACGAGCACAACCACACAGCUGCAGUUGAGUAGCUUACCACAUCAAGCGGUCAUUGAAAAUAUACCAGAAGACUCGUGUGACGAGUCGCCGUUAGACGAAGAGCCACCCUAUCGACCGAUGAGUAACACGCUACGUCGUUACGGCACAAUGUCCAGCCUAGAGAAGUUGCCCUCCGAUGACCGCAUGGAUGGCGAAAUAGACGAAUUGGAUAAUGAUGAGGAUAAUGGCAAUGAUCGUAGCGACGAUGCGGCCUGUGACGACGACGAAGACGAUUACGAUGAAUUGGAUGAUAAAGCACGCGCCGAUACGGUGGAUAAUGUGCGCGAAAUCAGCAAGUCCAGCGGUGGCGGUGUGUACAGCAGCAGCAACGGCGCCGGCAUGGCCGUUGGCAGCUCAUGUGUGCUAGUGGGUGGUGUGUGGACAAGUCGCACGAGCAGCCUAGCUGGUGGCAGCAAAAUGUCUUUCUUUGAAGAGUCACGUGCAUUCAUUGACAAAUAUUUGGGCAGAUGGAAUCAAGAUCAGGCGACAACAAUGUCUUCACCAGCGGCGACUACUUCAGAAACCGACGAGCAGGCCGAUGAGUGCACCUCUGGUGCCACUUCGGGCGAGGAGGUGUGGGGCACGCCGACCAGUGGUGGCGAUAAUGAGGAUAUGCAGCUGGUCAACUCGGAGAACACCUACUCGUCGCCGACCAAAUCGAGCAACUCGCUGAAUGAUGACGACGAUACCGAGCUUAUGAUGGACGAACUGCUUAUGGCGCCACCCAUGACAGCGAGCACCAUACGUGGGCUCUUGCCGCGACGUCGCUUAGAGCCACUCUUUGAGGAGGAGACUGAAAGUGACGAGGAGAAGACGCAACAAGAGAGUGAAGAUGUUAAAAAGGGGGAAACAACGACAAAUGGCCACUAUUUAAAGGAUUCAGCUGGAAGCUCAAGCGACGAGGAUCUCUCGAACGACCAGAGCUACGAACUGGAGGAGCGGGAGGCCAAGGCGAGGGCGGCGGAGGCAGAGGCGAGACCGAGGGAUGUACAACCCGCGUUGGCCAGCGCCCAGAAGGCGGCACCACAUAUACGUGGUCAUAUACCACCGCCGACAUCAAUACCAACGAGCUGGCAGCAGGCAUUCGCACAGUCCCAGCCGCCACAUCAGACGAGCCAUCAGUCGUGCCUACCAGUCGCUGUGCUGAAGGAAUCAUCUUGCGAGUACCUACUCGAACAGCGUACAAUGGUACCGUUGCGCACCACCAGCAUUACCAACAGUCCACCUACGGCGAGAGCCAAUUCAGCAGCGGUCUCAAUAGCGGCGGAGGAGCCCUCAACGAAGCUCGAGUCGGCCACACAGCAAACACUCACGAUGCAAGUGGAGAUGAAAGCGACGAUGAGGAGUACUACUACUAUGAUGAUGGCGGCGGCGGCUACGACGACGACGACGAUGACGACAACGACGAUGAUGCAUGCGAACAAGACGCCACCCUCGCCACGGAGUCAACCUCCUUCAUCGACUUCUAUAACAAUCAGCAGCGCGAACGUCAGUACCGCGAAAAGCAGCUGCAGCAGCGUCAGUGGGGUGAGUACCCCAACUACUACCAACGUAUACACAACGACUGUGCAACGACCGGCGAAGUUCGUGCCACCGCCGCCGCCACCACGUCGACUGUUGCUAACGCAAAGCAACUUGCAGACAAGUGGCGCGGAACUGAAGAAGGCGCCAACGCCUCCUCGACGAAGUUUUGGCGCUUCUGCUGACGAUGGCUCUUCAGCGGUUGCCAGCACCACAGACGCAAGCACAAGUGUGCCGCGCGUAGUCGCUACGCCUACCACAAAAGCACAACCGUUGGCAGCGAUGGCGAGGGCGACAGUGAGGCAGACAACAGCCGCUGGCAGUCAGCGUUCUGCUGUCGCCGUUACCGUCGUGCCGUUGACGACCGCAAAGCGUGCAUCGUCAACGAUAAUAGAGACAUCGCUGCUGGGCUCGGGCGACAACAAGGCAGCCUGCACAUCAUCAACAAUAGCUUCGAAGACGACGAAGGAGCGACCGCCGGCACAGCAGCGCCAACAACGAACCCGGGCGGACGAGAAAGCAGCAGCCGAAACAGUGACGAAAACGCUGGCGACGACGAAAGGCAACGAGGACGUUUCAAAAUCGGCCGCUGCCCCAGCGCCAAUUGGUUCCGGUUUAAGUCCACGACUGGAGAUGCGUUUGGCACUCAAUCACGACAUACUCGGCGACGAAGACUUAAUCUGCUACGAUCCUGGUCCGGAUCUAACAAGAAUAUUGGGGCACGACCUCUCCACAUUUCAGCGACGGACGGGUCGCGAUUUAUUGAGUCGUUCAGCAACGAAUCGCGUACAGCCAAAAGAGGCUGUCAUAUCGUUCUCUCAACAGCGAAACUCGAAGAUGGACACGCCAACAGUGAACCGACGUCCACGUCCGAGCGCCAGCAGUUGUACGCUACCGACCGGCUUGGUGGCUGGUGGCGCGCGAGUCGGCGGCGCUCCACAACCCCUGCAGCCAAAUCGAAAUACAUGGAGCAGUUCUGUAUCUGCGGCUCGGAGCAACGACGUCUACGCAAGCGACGUCGAAAGCAGCAAAAGUUACAAUUACAACAACGACGACAGCAAGUUAAGCGAUCUAGAAAUCUUAGCGAGACGAGAGAAGACAUAUUGCAUGUCUCAAUUGAGGAGUGGCUCACGAGUCAAGACGAAGACGACGCCCGAGCUGAAGAAGGCGGCAGCGGCAGCGGCGACCAACAACUCAGAAACUGUAUUGACAAUGGCAGCAAUAUCAACGAUGACCAGCAGGGAUUCCUCGAGCAGUCCUCAAGCGAUGAGUACUACUUUGACGGGCAUGGAGACUGAGAGCGGUAGCAUGCGUGCGCGCAAGAUCGGACGCGAUGAGAGUGCGUUGAUUGAAGCGGGCAAAGGAAACCGGUUAAUCAACUUCAUAAAGCGACGCAACUCGGAAAGUCCGAUCUCGCCGAACUGUUCGCAGAGCUCGCUAAGUGAAUCCAAUGCCAGCGGUACGCCCGUACAUCGCCUGGCCGUACAAAUGUCGCCACGUAAAGAUAAUGACAAACCCUCGCUAAAUCGCCGUCUGUGGAAACAGAUCACCAAACGGCGGCGCGCCAACUCUGUCUCGGAAGUAGCCGCCAGCUAAUUCUGCACGCGCAUCCUGUCCCAAUACACGUCCAAGCAACACCAUGCUAACCCCGCAGCACACUGUACUCGGCUUAAGGUAACGGCAAUUUGUGCAAUUUCGCUAACGAUAAAGGCAAUGCCCAAAAAUGAAAGCUGUAGACUUCAUGGAAAUAGUUUGGAAAAUGAUAAUUUUUGGCAUCAUUUUUUGUUCUUGUAGAAUGUAAGUGUCAUUGUUAUUGUAGCUGAGUAGUUGAUAAGGCUAAGAAUGCGGUGGUACACGGCCUUGACUUCACAGCUUAGGUCGGUAGCGCUGUACUGCUUUCGGUUAGGAAAAAAAGUUAACUUUUUGGAGAAAAAUUUUAAAAUUUGUAGGUUAAGCGAAUUUUCGUAGUAAGAAACGUGUAGGAUAAAUUCGAAUCGUUGGAAUAUUCUUUAAGGCUUGCUUUUAGGGAAAAUAAUUCUGAGACCAGUCACAAAAUACGUAGUCACAAUUAGCCUGCAGCCUGAAGGUAUGCUCCAAGAAUGCAAUUAUAAAGGGUUAGAAAAGUGAAAAAUUUUUAAAGCAUAAUUUUAGGCGCUUGUGUACUCGGAGUAAGGAAAUGAUGUUGUCUUGUGACAGCCUUCAGAAUACCAUUGUUUAGUAGCAAAUAUAAAGAAUAAUAUCCCACGCUGACUAACUCAAAAAAUUAUGAGCGCUCACUACUCCGAAAUAUCUUUUUUCCUCUUCUGAUUUUCUCUUUCCCCUCAAUUUAAGUCGAGGUUAGAGAGCUGAGAUUAAGGUAGGGAGCAAAAUGAAAUUAACUCGUCAUCUGACAUGAAAAGACAUCAAAGACAGAGGGCUGGAAUAUUGUUCCCUCCUCUUUAACUGAAAAUGUUCUGAAUAUCGGUCUUCAGAUCAUGCUUUUCAACCUGUUUGACAGCUUCUUUAGGUUUUCAUUUCCUCGGCCACUCUCUUUUGUCGGCUGUUCGUUUCCCUUUUCAACUCUCUUCAUCUUCCUAGGAUCGAGAAAAGAGUUCAGAAAAUGUAAGCAUACUUUAAGGCGCAAUAUAUCUCGGAACUGUGAGUGCUCACAAUUCUAUGGGCUAAAUCAGCUUGACAGAGUUAGAGAGUCGUCUAUAUCGUGAAUUAGAAUAUGAUGCAUUAAAGCUUUGCGUACAGUAUACAAGAAUAUAUAUAAGUAAGCGAACAUGGAGAAAAUUUUAAACGCGAAUUAUGCAUACUUUAUUAAAAAAUAGAAUAAAAAUUAUGAAAAUCGGAAGACACAUCGCCAAUUUCAGCGCUGUUUUGCUAGUGUCCUUUAAUGCGGAAUUAUGUAAAUGAAAAUGCCCUGGUUUUAGGCAAAUUCUAAAAGGAGUGUGGAUUUUAUAAGAUCUUUAGCAAAAAUUAAAUAAUAAACAUUCAAAACAA